AUGUCGCUGACGAUCGUGAGCACGCAGGUCCCCACGGGGGACGCGCCGAUCUGCGACGUGAUGCUGGAGCCGUACAUCGUGAUUAAGGAGGGCGAUGGCCCGGGCACGAGGUGCCAUGUGCCGGACGAGGGCUGCCUGGAGUCCACGUCGCGGUUCCGCCUGAGGUCGAGGUGGUUUAGGGCCAUGAUCCACCGCGGCAGCGCCGUGUGCAACGUGCACCCCGACCGCGAGGCGGCCAUCCAGUGCCUGCUAUGCCUGCGUGCGCACGCGCCAGUGCCGCUGAGCUUCCACUGCGGACCGGAGUGCCUCAAGGAGCACUGGCACCUCCACAGGGACAACUACCACCUCAGGCACUACCAGAAUGGAGGGAUUGAGAAUGGGUACACGUCAAAUGGCUCCAGCUACAGGAACAGCAGCAACCAUGAAGAGUGGGUAGAGGUUGGGCGCACACGAUGUUAUGUACCCACUGUUGACGAUGUGGGAUGUGUGCUGAAGUUUGAGUGCAGCAUUGCUGACACACACAGGCCUUAUUACCAGGAUACAGGAGGCCUCUGUGCAGCCAGCAUUACUGCACGAGUGCGGCCAGCUCCCCAGCCCCCUGUCAGAGCAAUCAUCCCUCUAAGGCACCUUGCGGUUCCCACUCCAGCCAAGUUGCUCCAUGAAGGUCGCUUCACUGUGCUCACGUACAACAUUUUGGCCGAUCUGUAUGCAACGGGUGAUAUGUAUGGAACGUAUUGCCCUGCUUGGGCGCUGUCAUGGCACUACAGGAGGCAGAACAUCAUCAAGGAGCUGGCCUGCUAUCAGGCAGAUGUUGUCUGCCUGCAGGAGGUGCAGAGUGACCAUUAUGAGGACCAUGUGAGAGAAGCAAUGGAAGAGUUGGGAUACAUCGGCGUUUUCAAGAAGAAGACAACAGAGGUGUUCAUUGGAAGGGCACUGGCCAUUGACGGGUGUGCAACAUUCUACAGGAAGGACAGAUUUGCUCUCAUCAAGAAAUACGAGGUGGAAUUCAACAAGGCAGCGAUGUCUACAGCAAAUCACUUUCCUGAGCCUCAAAGAAAUGCAGCACUCAACAGGCUGUCUAAGGACAAUGUGGCCUUGAUUGUCGUUCUUGAGUCUGUCGCGCCCAUGGCAGCACGCCAAAAGCAGCUCAUCUGCGUUGCGAAUACGCACAUACAUUCCAAUCCUGAGCAUUCUGAUGUCAAGCUCUGGCAGGUCCAUACUCUGCUGAAGGGGCUGGAAAAAAUCGCAGCAAGUGCUGAAAUUCCAAUAAUCGUGGCCGGUGACUUCAACAGCGAACCAGGAAGUGCUGCGCACACCCUCAUGGUCACAGGAUCCAUAGACAAGACACAUCCAGUACGUGUGAGCUUGGCUUUUAGCCUUCAUGAUCUGCCAAUUGCAGCACCUAACCACACGGCAUACCUAAUGAUACUCUUGCCUGCAGGCGAUGGUUGCUGA
Molecule: messenger RNA, 1455 nt
Organism: Ostreobium quekettii
Lineage: Eukaryota; Viridiplantae; Chlorophyta; Ulvophyceae; Bryopsidales; Ostreobiaceae
Source: the annotation of a GenBank genome assembly